GCCCAUAAGUGAAGGCCCGAAGGCCUGUGAUUUUGUAAAGCUUAUUGACGCUUGAUUGACGCUGGUAACUGUCCACCCAGAAGAGAUGGCGGGCCGUCGUCUGUUUCGCGCCCUCAUCAUGGGAGCCCCGGGCUCCGGAAAGGGCACCAUCUCGGAGCGUAUCGUCUCCGACUUUGGACUGAAGCACCUCUCCAGCGGAGAUCUGCUGCGAUCGCAGAUCCUCCAGAAAACAGACGUGGGCCUGCAGGCUCAGAAGUACAUCGACGAGGGCGCCCUGGUGCCGGAUGAGACGAUGGUGGCCCUCAUCUCCGCCGAGCUGAAGAAACUGGCUGAGCACAGCUGGCUGCUGGACGGGUUCCCCCGUACCCGUCACCAGGCCGAGGCGCUGCACAAGGUACAGCCGCUCGACACCGUCAUCAGCCUGAACGUGCCCUUCCAGGUCAUCAUUGACCGCAUCAAGGACCGCUGGGUGCACCUGCCCAGUGGCAGGAUCUACAACACCCUCUUCAACCCGCCCAAAAACCCGUUCACCGAUGACGUCACGGGAGAGCGCCUGGUCCAGCGGGCCGACGACGCGCCGGACGCGGUCAGGAAGCGCCUGGAGGUGUACCAGGCGUCCGCCGGGCCGGUGAUCGAGUUCUAUCGCGAGCUCGGCGUGCUCGAGGAGUUCUCCGGCAGCGAGACCAACAAAAUCUGGCCGCACGUCCGUCGCAUGCUCCAGCAGCGCAUCCAGUAAGUGGCACCGCGGUCAGAAGGGAUGACGUAGAUGGCGAUGUAGUCUACUCAACUGCUUCCAUUCCUGAUCGGUAAUUCCGAGUCGAAAAUGCUUCAGGGAAGUGAUUCAGAUGUAGAGGCUUGUAGUGUAUGGUUAGCCUACCUGUCGUUUGUUGAGUUAACAAGCGAGGGUUGGGUGUAGGUGGCGGUAGUACCGACAGUGUUGUGAACUAACUGAUCGGUGAUGGUUUGUUAGAUUUGUGGAUGGCCUGCAGAAUCGGUGCCAGUUGCUGAGGGCAGGAUUGGGGAUCAGCUGUUCGUGGUGUGUGGUGUGAGAGAUGGUUUGUUCGGUCGGCCGGCCCGCGGUUUACGUGGGCUGGCUCGACAGUAUCGUAAAUGAUGUGAUAACAGCACAAGUUGCAAUAUCGGGCUGAGCGAAAAAGCGUGCCAUGCGGCAGGAACGAUUAGCGUGACAACUUUGAUAGUCGGCUCUUUUUUGUGAUGUAUUCAUCUCGUCGUCAGUGGCUGCGCAGUCGCCAUAGUUCAGUGGCACAAUCGUCAAUGUGGGGUCCAAUAUUUACAUUUUCCCCAGCCGCGUUGUAGCCGUCUCUGGAGCUGCCAAUUUCGCCGUAGUAACUGCUGAACGUGUGGCCUCCGUGUCCUGCUCGCUGUGCGCUGUCUUCCAUGUGUAGAGGCGUUCGUCUCGCCAAGGACGAGGAAUGUGUGAUGUGAUAAAAGCUUUGCUUUUGACUAUCUUUAGCGGGCGGCGUUUAACGAGGUUGCGCGAUCAUGACGAAUGAGUAAAUUUACUGAUGCGCAAUCGCACAAACCCUCCGAAGUUCUUGCCUCUAAAUGAGCGCUUUCAACCAUCUUCAGUUGCAUUUUUGUGUUGCAUUCCACGCCUUCAGGCUACCUGCCCAAGGUGUUCUACAGUUACUGUUGAGUUUUACCACAAAUAACAGUGUCGGUUUUCAAUGUUCCACAAGUGAGUGACAAGUGAGUGAUUGUGAUUUACGCACACUGGUAAGUGUUGACCCCUAAUAUUCUGUAGGUUUACCAUAUGGAAUCAUGUUUUAUAAACAUGUAUUGUUUAAAUACGACUCGGAAUUAACAUGCGAACCAAAAUAAACGCUCUCUCCACCGA
Messenger RNA from Amphibalanus amphitrite, 1858 nucleotides. RefSeq names its product GTP:AMP phosphotransferase AK3, mitochondrial-like (gene Ak3). The transcript is spliced from 5 exons. Gene Ontology annotation, molecular function: ATP binding; AMP kinase activity. Gene Ontology annotation, biological process: nucleobase-containing compound metabolic process. Gene Ontology annotation, cellular component: cytoplasm; mitochondrion. The record is from RefSeq and is a predicted model, not a curated record. The coding region runs from base 86 to 736 and encodes 216 amino acids. Lineage: Eukaryota; Metazoa; Arthropoda; Thecostraca; Balanomorpha; Balanidae.